Molecule: messenger RNA, 1600 nt
Organism: Exophiala dermatitidis NIH/UT8656
Lineage: Eukaryota; Fungi; Ascomycota; Eurotiomycetes; Chaetothyriales; Herpotrichiellaceae
Exons: 1
Coding region: 138-893 (251 amino acids)
Source: RefSeq, a predicted model, not a curated record
CGCCAGCCUCCAAUGCUGCUGUGCUGGGAGCCCAACCUUCUCGUAACCAGCCAUCGCAUCCAUGAGUUGUUUUCACGAGGCUGGACCUCCAAUUUGCGGCAUCCUACAUGUACUGACUGUUGCGCUCGCUCUUGCUAAUGCAUUCCAUCUCUACAGACCAUCAAAGCUUGGGACAAACACUAACACCAGAGGCAUUCCAUUCCCGAAUUCUUCCACCGCCGCCAUCAUCAUCAUCAUCCUCAUUGGAAUUCGCUACCCUUUUCUCUUGCCCCGAGAGUCCGAAAGCAGUCAAAAUUGAUCCACCGACCUCCCAAGGCCGUGUUUUUGCUUUAGACCUCUCCCCUCCCGUAUCACCACGUCCCUUGUCCCCCAGGAGCCAUCGCUCGCACCCUGUGCCAAUCCGAGAACUGCCCGGCAGCUCUUCUCUGCUCAGCGGACCUCGUUUGAGCCCGCCUCCGCCCAUCCGCUUUCGGGCGAUCAAUCCCUUCACACAUCACCGAACAGCGAGCGCUCCGAUAUCCUUGCAAAAUUUUGCUACCGCUCCGCCCUCCCGGCGAGUCAGUCACAACCGAGCAAAGUCCUUACCGUCAUUUUCAGGGCAGGGUCCGACGACUUCAGAUCCUCUCAGUCAUGGUUCAACGGAACUAUGUAAUAGCCAUCAUCGUGAUCUGCCUGUUCGUGGUCCUGGCGUUGGUGGGCUACGCAAUCUAUGCCAUUCAGAACAGAGUCAGUCUGUUCGCCAAAAGAGAGAAGGAACUGGACGAAGAAGAAUAACACGCAGUGUCCGAUUUGCUCUUGAUGAAGAGAAUCCGGUGGCACUGGCGGAUGAGACAGAACGGCGCUCGGUGUCUGGACUGCUCCGUUCGGAAGAUGAUGGAGACACUUGGUUUUGAACAUGAAAUGAUGAAAUGAACAGGGUUUUCGGCGUAACGGGUUGGACAUUUAUACAUUUAUGUUUCUUGGAGAUAUUUGGAAUAGGAAGGGAAAAACAGGGAACAUAAUGAGACCGUACAAAGCGAGAUUUCGCACUCUUGAAAAGCCCUAUUGAAAAUGAGGGCGCAUUACUCUUUGAUUUAUAAAUCAGAAACAAUAUUGACGGGUCCUUUUUGCGCCCUGGCACUUCUCUGCCUUUCAUCAACAUUCGGGGAUUGCCCGUUGGCAAAUCCAUUGGUUUGGGAUUCACUGUGCGACUUCUUAAGUUCGGUAGACUUUGCCGCGUUGUCGGUUAUCGCUUGACUCUGCGGCAUUCGCCUGUUCUUGUCCUCCCUGAUGUGCGCUUUCCAUUUACUGACCAAUUUGUCAAAGUCCCAUUUGUCACCUUUUGUAUUCACACCAUCUCCCAGAAAACCGGCAUCUUCUGGCCGCUCCGCUCCGGGCAGCUUGUUGAGGUUGAUUGAUCGUAUUUCAUCCCGCAUGGCUUGUCCAAAUGUCCUCCGCUCUGGAGGCCACAAAGCCAUUUCCCGCGGCCAUUGGCACCGGGACAAGUAUUCCACCUGUUGCUGUAGUUGAUUUGCUUCCUGCUGGAGGGACUCCGACUUCUCCUCCAGUUCUGCGACCCGUUGCUGCUCGGUGUUGUACGCCCUCAGCAACUCCACCUGCC